This is a messenger RNA of Sphaerodactylus townsendi, 1173 nucleotides long. RefSeq lists its product as uncharacterized. The coding region runs from base 109 to 1173 and encodes 354 amino acids. The transcript is spliced from 7 exons. The record is from RefSeq and is a predicted model, not a curated record. NCBI's taxonomy places the organism in Eukaryota, Metazoa, Chordata, Lepidosauria, Squamata, Sphaerodactylidae.
CACGCAUCUACUGAAGGUAUUUCAGAACAUCAACCAGAAGCCCAUGAUGGUGAUAAUGAUAACUUAAAGUUGCACAAAAGUUUGCAGAGCUUGCGAGAGUACUUAGAAAUGCUCAACAGAAAGAAAAAUCAAAAAGAACCAUCUUACAAAGAAGAAACUUUCGAAGAUAAUGGACUUGGACCUCACUAUCACAUCGUGUACACAAAUGAACCCUCUAUGGAAAUGCUGCCAGAAGAAUUACAGGGUGAAGAAAAUGUUGGUGACAAUCCACCCAAAGAUCUCUAUUUCAAACCAAUACCAAUUUCAGACAAGAUCGGUAUGGCUGAGAGAACAGGAAAACAAGUUGGAACAGGAGGUGGACAACAAAUCCGAGAAACAGUACUGCUGGCUGUAUCCUCGGCAACUCUUACUAUAUUAUUAUUAUUAACUGUGUUCUGCGCUGCAGCUAUUUACUAUUGUACCAAACCAUAUGGGUACAUAGAUGAUUUCUCCCUUACUUCUUCUGAAAAACGAGCUCUGUUGUGUCCAUCUGAUUCUUCAUACAGUAGAACUGAAGAUAGCAGUUUGCUAUGGAAUGAGAGACUGAUAACAAUACAGGGCAGCUCAGACCCUAGACAACCAACAUUUUCUGCCUACAUAGAUGAAGUAUCAACAUUUUCUGAUGAAUCAGCACGUACUGCUGAAAGAGACAUAACUGAAGCACAAUAUAGGUUGGCACCAUACCAAGCUACACCACCAUCAGCUAAGGCAGAACCACCAAGUGUGCGCAAAUCUCACCAGCUGGAGGGGAGGAUCGAGUACCACCUGAGGGGAGGCAAUACAGUUGAGCACGCACCCCAGCUGAGGGAGCAACCACACCCAGUUCUUUGGCCACUCAGGAUGGUACCUCCGCAGCCACCAGCUGCAUCUCCACAGCCUCUCUCUCUCGAAGCACCACCUCAGCUGAAAGGAGCUCCCAAUUCCCACCAGAAGCACCACCUCCAGCUGAAGGAGCUCCGCCACCAGAAGCACCCCCUCCAGCUGAGGGAGCUCCGCCACCAGAAGCACCACCUCCAGCUGAAGGAGCUCCGCCACCAGAAGCACCACCUCCAGCUGAAGGAGCUCCGCCACCAGAAGAAGCACCGCAAGAACCUCCAGCUGAAGAAGCACCACCAGAGUAAAAGUGCUGAGUAA